This is a messenger RNA of Aspergillus steynii IBT 23096, 1503 nucleotides long. RefSeq names its product SDR family oxidoreductase. The record is from RefSeq and is a predicted model, not a curated record. Lineage: Eukaryota; Fungi; Ascomycota; Eurotiomycetes; Eurotiales; Aspergillaceae. The transcript is spliced from 4 exons. The coding region runs from base 265 to 1464 and encodes 399 amino acids.
CCUUGAAUGAUUCAGUUGGAUGGCUAGUCUGGUCUAGCUCGUGGACAGACAAGCGAGACGUUAAUUGAAACUGCCCGCUCGCAUUCCAUCGGCAGUGCAACAUUGGCCAAUGGUACGACUGAGGGGCUGUCAUGGAGGGGUGGAUAUCUGUCAUGCCUCUGCAUAUAAAUAUGGCCCCGCCGUUUUGUGGAGGGUGCGUGACAGUUCGCUGAACCCUUGCUGGAUGAUUAGCAGACAAUCUCAACCACACAGCACUCCCUCGCCAUGUCUGAUUCGAAAAACGUCGCGCUCGUCUUCGGUGCCAGCGGUAUCUCCGGAUGGGCCGUAACCAAGAAUGUUCUCUCAUAUCCCACGCCCACCACAUUUUCGCGCGUGAUCGGGUUGACGAAUCGCCCAAAGACCGUCGAGGAGAGCGGCCUUCCGCAAGACCCCCGAUUGGAGUUGCACUCUGGAAUCAACCUGCAGGCAGACCUGGACAGCGUGCUCACGCAGCUGCAAGAGAAGGUCCCGAAUUUGGAUGAGGUCACACAUGUUUACUAUUUGGCCUACUCCAAUGCCACCGCAUACAGCGAAAACGUGAUGGAUAUCCGCAACAUCAACGUUGCCAUGACUUAUAACGCCGUUCACGCCGUGGACCGCCUCUGCAAGAACAUGAAGUUUUUCGUUUUGCAGACUGGUACCAAUAACUAUGGCGUUGCCGUCUUCCGCUUCCAGGACAAGAUCGAAAUCAACCCGCCCUUGAAGGAGGAUAACCCCCGCAUCCCUUCGCCGUGGGGUGAUGAGAUCUUUUACUAUGCACAGGUGGACUUGAUCAAGGAGGCCAAUGAGGGCAAAACCUGGAAAUGGUGUGAAGUCCGCCCGGACCAGAUUGUUGGACACGUUCCUAGUCCCACGAGCAUGACUUACGUGGAACCCAUGGCCCUCUUUCUGUCCCUGUACCGAUAUGUCAACGGCCCGGGCGCCACCGUCACCUUCUUCGGCACGGAAAAGAACUUCCGACACACCUACACAGCUUCGUCUCAGGAUAUUAUCGCUCGAUCGGAAAUUUACCUCUCGAUCGAAAAGCCCGACGAGGCUCACGGAGAAGGCUUCAACACCGCCGAUACGGCGACCCCGGGCCCGUGGAGUGUCAAGUGGCCGAAGAUCUGUGAAUUCUUCGGACUCCAGGGUGGUGGUCCGGGUGACAAGCCUUGGAACGACGCCGACAAGUGGUGGUACGACCACCAGGACGACUACGAAAAGAUGUGCAAGGAGUAUGGCCUGCGGAAACGAGAGAUCCCCGAGGCCACCUGGAUCUUCAUGAGAGCUGGAUUUACCAUGCUGGAGCGGAAUCGCGAAUUGAGUCUGGAUAAGAUCCGCAGCUUAGGAUUCACGGAAGAGUACCCGGUCGGACACGGAUAUUUCCGCGUGUUUGACCAUCUUGUCAGCGAGAAUAUCGUUCCGCCGAAGGAGAAACUGCAAUAAGUCAUUUGCUCGACAGAAUAUCUUCAGACCAGAUCGAAC